AUGCAAAGAAAAAACAUUUUUUUUGGGCCCGACAACGCCCUGUGCUAAAAAAAAUAUUAUCAAAUAUAAAAUAAUCGUUAUUUGCUUGAUAGAAGGAGAAAUACAUAUGUUUAUAAAUAAAUAAAAUAUGAAAUUGUAUUGUAUGGCAUACAAAGUUAACUUUUUUUUAUAGUUACGUUACCGAAAAUGCGAAAGAAAAUGGAUAGAAAUAAGCUAUCGCGGUUUUUGUGCCGAUUUCCAAGGAAAUGCAAAUAAAAUGAAAAAUUGCAAUUGCAAUUGAAAUUCAAAAUAAGUUAAGGGAGAAAAACUGAUUUUCAUGGAUUCUCACGGAUUUUCAUAUCGCGGAUUUAAUCAUCAUUCGCCGUCCAUCGGUUCGAAAUGGACGGACCGGCGGUUUGGAUGGAUGGAUAAUAAAAAAAAGUAAACUUCUUUUGUUUUUGCCUCUUUUUUUUCGGUGCGUGUCGUCAUGUGAUAGAGCGAAAGAGAGAGAGCUGUCAAGAUGGCAAGAGGGCUGGAAAAAAAGAAGUGUGCAAAGCUGUUAAUUAAUGGAAAAAUUCGUUUCGUUUUCGAAAUUCGUUAAAAAAAGCAAGAUAUUUUUAUAUAAGCCGCACACACACACACACAUACACAUACACAUCUACAUCGAAUUGCCGAAAUUUACUUUUUGGAAGUGUUAAAUUGCCAAAAUCCCAAACACAACCAUUUUUUUCGCAUUUUUGUUGUAUGAUUUGCCCAAAGUGAAGUGAUGCAAAUAACGAAGAAAAAAAAAAAAGAAAAAAAUGAAAGAAAAAAAAUGAUAUCAAUAUGUUUCAACAAAUGAAAUGGAAAAUAAUAUUCAGUGCAAACAUCUUUUCCUUACAGAGCGCAGUGUGUGUGUAAAUAGAUAAGAUCAAAAAUCAAAGAGAAAAAGAAAAUCUCUAUACAAAUAUAUAAUCAAUUGAUUUACAGUGCAAAGAAAAAGUGCAAUCAAAAUAAAAAUAAAAAAAUGCAAUCGCAUUAAGGCAAAUGCUGUUGCCCCGUUGCAGCAACAACAGCAAACCAAAAAAAAAAAAGAAGCAACAAUUAAGUUAGUUAAACUUUAAGAGAAAAGUUACAAAAAAAUUACAGAAAUUAGUGCUAACUUUAAAGCGAAAUUUUUUUGUGGGGCACUUCCGAGAGAAUGUCGCAGUGCAAUAAUGUUGCAACUGUCGGCAGCAGCAACAAAAGCAACAAAAGCAACAGCAGCAACACGUUAACAACAGCAACAACAACAAAACAAAGCAAAUCAAUCAAUUCUGCGGCCAACAACAAGUGUUUAAGCCAAAAGAGUUCGGCAUGAAAUGGAAGCAGCUAUACGCUCCACUUCAGUGCAGGUCGGUGCUCCGCCGCCCACAAACAACAACAGCAGCAGCAGCAGCAACAGCAACAACAACACUAGCAACAAUAACAACAAUAGCAGCAACAGCGGCAGCAACAGCAGCAGCAACAGCAGCAGCAACAACACACCAAACGGUGCGCAGCAGCAGCAGCAACAACAACACCAUCAGCAGCAGCAGCAGCAGCAUCAUCAGCAGCAACGUGUUGUUGCCAGCAGCAACCAGCAACAGCAGCAACAGCAGCUGCAGCAACAGCAGCAGCAGCAACAACAGCAGCAGCAGCAGCAGCAUGAUAAUGGACCAACGUCCCAUCAUUUGCAUCAAUCAUCUAUCAGCAUCUCUAAUCAGCAGAAUAAAGCGACGCAACAGCAGCAGCAGCAGCAACACCAAAAGCAGCAACAACAACAGGCUUCCAGCAUGUCCGCGUAUCAGCAACGCCUGCCAUCAAAUGCAGCAUCCAUUCACAGCCCCCACUGGUCUUACAGGGCCCUCGAGCAGCUGCCGCAGUAUGCGAAGCAGGUGGCUCAUAUGCAGCAGCAGCAGCAGCAGCAGCAGCACCAGUCGCACCAGCAGCAACAGCAGCAACAGGACCAACGCACCAACCUGCAUCCGCAAAUCCAUCACCACCACCAACAGCAGCAGCAGCAGCAGCAGCAGCAGCAACAACAGCAGCAACAGCAGCAGCAACAGAAACAGCAGCAACAUCAUAUGCAGCAGCAGCAGCAGCAACAACCUUUGUCACCACCUCACCCACCCGGCAGCAGCAACAGCAGUAGUGCCGCAGCGGCAGCAGCAGCAGCGGCAGCGGCUGCGGCGGCCGUCAACCCCGGUUACCCGCCAUCAUCCGCAGCAGCGGCGGCAGUCAACUCCGGUUACCCGCCACGGCCCCCGCAGCAUCGUUUUAUCCAGAACACGGGCUAUAGCAUUGCCCCGGCGCCUACCUACCGAGAUAAUCCCUACUCGCGCCACACCCAAAUUCAGCAGCAGCAACAGCAACAACAGCAGCAGCAGCAGCAACAGCAGCAGCAGCAGCAACAGCAGCAGGCUGCAGCGUCGAUGCCCGAAUAUCAGAGGGCAGCAGCUCGAGCGGCUGUGGCGGCGGUAUCGGCGGGUAAAGGCAACGUUUCUGGCCAAAGUUCGAACAGCAGCAGUAGCAGCGGAGGUGGAGGAGGUAGUGCCGGCGGAUCAGCUCCACCCGGCGGCGGUGUCGUCCAGGUAUCGCAGUCCGGCGGAGUGCUGGUCAUGGAGGCCAUGCCCCACUAUGCCAGUCAACCAAAUAGUAAUUCCUCCCAGCAGCAGCAGCAGCAGCAGCAGCAAGGCGGCAAUCCCAGUGGCGCGGGUGCAACAUCUGGUGCUGGCAGCGGUGGAGGCGGCAGCGGUGGCAGCGUAAUGGUCGGGAGUCUGGGGCGCAUCCUCAUGCCCCACCCACAGGCACUGCAAUACACCAGCGAGUACCUGACCAAUGCCACAGCGGCCGUUGCUGCGGCGAUGGUCAACCAGCGACAGCAUUUGCAGCUGCAACAGCAGCAGCAGCAACAUCCGCCCGAGCCAUUUGGCGGCCAGCAGCCGUACAAGAAGCAACGGCUUAGCGAGGCCAAUGCCAACAAUAUGAAUCACCUGCCACCACACCCGCAGCAGCAACACCAGCAGCAGCAGCAGCAACAUCAGGCGCACCAGCAACACCAGCGAUCCUCACCAGCGCAAGUGCAGCAGCAACAGCAGCAGCAGCAGCAACAGAUGAACAGCAGUCGGCAGAGUCACAAUGACAUGUGCCGGCAAGUGGUCACCACGCCAAUGGGCAUGCAGCUCAAGGUGGAGACGCUGCCACAGCAGCAACAGCAGCAGCAGCAGAAGCAGCAGCAGCAACAUCAUCAGCAGCAGCAGCAGCAGCAGCAGCAACAUGGCUCACAAUCCCAGGGCCGAUCUCAGCCAGUGGUGAGCAGCAUGUCCACCGUGGUGAGCCAACCAGUGGGCACGGUCACCGUCUCCACGGCGGGAUUAUCGGCGAGCCACAGCGGCAGCAGUGGCAACGUUGCCGCCGGACCGGGCUCGGGAAACACGGGAUCCGCCAGCACCGAGGCCUACCAUCCUCAGGUGGAGGCCAUUUCGCCGACAUUGCCCAGCGAUAGUUCGAUUGAGGAGCGCGGAAGGACCAGCGCCAAGGAGGACCUACUCAUGCAGAUCCAGAAGGUGGACAAUGAGAUCAAGUCCGCGGAGACGACAAUGGAAACGCUGCGCAAAAAGGAGAAGUCACUGAUGGAGGAGGCCGCCCUGGCCAAGGAGCAGAGGGCCGCCAAGGAGGUGAACGACAACAACAAUGAUCAGGAGCCGGUGGUGGAGCUAUCGUGGCGCAGCCAAAUGCUGGCGGAGAAGAUCUACGCGGCCAAUCGGAAGACGGCCCAGGCGCAACAUUCCAUGCUGCAGAAUGCAGCGGCCGAGGAAUCCUCUCCGGGUUCCGUAGCCGGCAGACCCUGGUUGCCAUUGUAUAACCAGCCACUCGAUGUCGAGGCCCUUGCCAUGCUGAUACGCCAGCAUCAGAGUCAGAUUCGUGCGCCCCUGCUUCUGCACAUCCGAAAACUGAAGGCCGAGCGCUGGGGGCACAAUCAGGGACUGGUGGAGAAGUACACUAAGGAUCAGGCGGACUGGCAGCGACGAUGCGAGCGGAUGGAGGCCAGUGCCAAGAGGAAAGCACGCGAGGCCAAGAACCGCGAGUUCUUCGAGAAGGUCUUCACGGAGCUGAGGAAACAGCGCGAGGAUAAGGAGCGCUUCAAUCGCGUCGGCUCUCGGAUUAAAUCCGAGGCGGAUCUCGAGGAGAUCAUGGAUGGCCUGCAGGAGCAGGCGCUGGAGGAUAAGAAGAUGCGCUCCUAUGCGGUCAUACCGCCUCUGAUGCACGAUGCCCGCCAGAGGCGAUGCGCCUAUCACAACGAAAACGGACUUAUCGAGGAUAUGGUGGCAGUUCAUCAGCAGCGUAAGGCCCUCAACAUGUGGACCGCCGGCGAGAAGGAGACCUUCAAGGAGAAGUAUUUGCAGCAUCCGAAGAACUUUGGGGCCAUAGCCGCCAGUUUGGAUCGCAAAUCGCCUCAGGAUUGCGUUCGCUACUACUACCUCAGCAAGAAGACCGAGAACUACAAGCAGCUGCUUCGAAAGUCCCGCCAGCGGACGCGCAGCUCGCGUAAUCCAGCAAAGGCUCAGGCCGCUCAGCCGCAGUGCAUCAUCGAUUCGAUGACCACGGGCGUAAUGACCCGCCUGCAGCGCGAGCAGCAGCAAAAGUCCGGCGGUCGUUCAUCCGCCGUUGCCGAGCGUGAGCGUGCGGAACGGGCCGCCGAGCGGGAGCGUGUGGCGGAGAAAGCGGCAGCGGAUGCAGCCAAGGCGGCAGAAAGUGCCGCCGAGAAGGCAAGCGCCGCCACCAAGGCCGUCGAAGCAACGGCUGCCGGUGAAAAGGUGGCCAAAGCGGCUGCAGCAGCGGCGGCGGCGGCAGCAACCACAACCGCAACAACAACCACAUCAUCAUCAUCAUCGACGGCAAGUCCAGCGACAUCGGCAGGAGCAGCCGCAGAUAAAACGGAUGCCGGCAAGACGGCUAGCGCCAGCGAUAAGAAUGCAGCAACAGCUGGAGGACCAGCGGCAGCAGGAACUCCGGCAGCAGCAACCACACCUGCAACAGCAACAGCACCACCAGAGAUCUCAGCGGGCGGCGAGGCCAAGAGCAAAACCGCCGAGGAGGAGGCAGCAGCCACAGCCGGAGCAGCAACCGUGGCCACUGCCGGCACACCGGCAACCGGAGCGAGUGCGGCCAGCGCUGGCGAGGCGACGACGGCAACGGGCGCCACAGCGACAGCUGCCGCCAAGGGUGUUGGCAAACCGGAAACUGCGACUGAGCCAGCGGGAACGGCUGCAAAGGGAGCGGACUCUCGGGCAGAAGCCAACGAUCCGCUGGCCAAAACUGGUUCGAAGGCUGUCAAUGCCGAGGGCUAUAAUGCUAUCGGUGGCAAUAGCAGCAGCAAUGCGACAGGCGCCUCCGCUCCGGCUCAGGGCGUAACCUUGAAUGGCUUUAAGCCAGGCUAUCAAACAGUGGUCAUGGCCAAUGUGAAGACGUCCACGGGUGGCGAUGAUUCUGCCAGCGCUGGAGCAGCACCUGGAUCGGGAGCAGCAACGAAUGCGGCGGCUGCGACGAGUGGCGAUAAAAUCGUGAAGACAACGCCGUCAUCCAGGGCGCCAAAUUCCACAUCAUCGACGGCGGCGAGUGAGAGUAGUGCCGGGGUGAACACCUAUGGCCACACAGCCACCACGGCGGGCAACUAUCUUGGCCAGAAACUGAAGGCUGCCCAAGUCGAGGGACUGGGAGCUGGCAAUGAAUUGCACUCCGAUGUUAGUGAAUCCAAGAGGAAGCGCUUCGAACUGAAUUCCGGUGAGGCAGCUGGAAACGCAACGGCGGCUAUGACCAAUAGCAGCACCAGUGGCAGCAUGAACAUCAGCAAUAGUCACGGCCUGAAGGCCAAUGCCAAGGAUGGAUCGAUGGCCAAGACAUCGAUGGCAUCCACGUCGUCGGCUUCGGUUGUCGUCACAUCCACGCCAUCGUCAUCCGCCUCCUCCAUGCUGCUAAUAAGUGCCGCAUCCAUUAUGUCCACGGCAGCGGGAGCAACGUCCUCGUCCACGGCGACCACAACGGCCACAGCUCCGGCGAUCUCGUUGCCUCCAUUGGCGGAUGGAAGUGGCAACUCGAUGGUCAAUGCAAACGAGAUUCUCGCCCUCGAUGGCAAAGACAAACUGGCCAGCUGCUUUGUGUGCAAGGCGGAGGCGUGUCCGCGCACCCGCCCACUGAAGAAGGGGCGUGGCCAGCAGUACGGCAUUCCGGACGAGACGAUCCCGGCGGGAGCGCGUGUCUGCAAUAGCUGCCAAGGCAAGUCGGUGCGCAGCCGCUAUCCCAACUGUCCGCUGCCCACGUGCCCGAAUCCCAAGGAUCGGGCCCAGCGCCUGCGGAACAUUCCCUCCCGUCUCUUCGAACUGGCGCCCGAGGUGCGUGAUCCGGUGAUGGCCGAGUUCCAGAUACCGCCGCACGCCACGCGCUGCUGCUCGGCCUGCCUAAUGCGCAUCCGCCGCAAGCUGGAUCCGCAGCUGAAUCUCACCGAUGGCUCCAGUGGCGGUGCGGGCAGCGGCAGUGGCGGCGAUGAGACGGAUGUCAGUACCUCGUCGUGUGAUGAACGGGAGCCGGGCGGAUCCGAUACCGCUUCCGUUGAGAGUCCGGAGAAUCUGCAGCGGCACAAGUCCCUUACGAUGGUCAAGCAGCAACAGCAGCAGCAGCAGCAACAGCAGCUAUCGCAGCCACAGCCCCCGCCAGCUCCACAGCAGAAGGGAUCAUCUGCACGAGGUGGAGAUCAGGGAACACCACUGAUCAUCACACCGACCCGAAUGAGCAGCAAGGCGGGAUCGGGCGGGGGCCAGCCAGCGGGCGACAAUGAUCGCCUACUGCCACCCGCCGCUGGCCAGGCACCGAAGAAGCAGAAGACCAGCGAGGAGUACGAUUCCUCGGCCACGGAAACGGCGGAUGAGGAGAACGAGAACUCGCCGGCCAAUCGUCAGAGUCCCAAGGUCCUAUUCCACGGCCAUGGACAUGGACAUGGAGGUCAUGCCAAUAAUGUGGCGGGUCUGCAGCCGCCGGUGGCCAAUAUGGUGCCGGGUGGUGGUGUCCAACCCGGUGGAGCUCCAGGCCAACAGGUCAACGGACCGAUUAGUAUGCGACGCGAGGCGGUCAACAAUGUGCAGGAUUGCGUAUUCUCGGUGAUUGAGCGUUCGCUGAAGCACAAGGGCCCGCAACCUAAGGGCGGACAGGGCCAGCAGCAGGGUCAGGGGCAAGGACAGGGCCAGGGUCAGGGUCAGACUCAGGGACAAAGCCAGUCCCCAUCCCAGCAGCAGCAGCAGCAACAGCAGCAGCAGCAGCAGCAGCAACAGCAGCAGCAACAACAGCAGCAGCAGCAAUCUGCCAACAAUCUGGAACGCAAGGAGCUGACCAUUGUAAGGGAAUACCGCCAGGAUUCGGGUAUUCUGAAGCAGCAGCAGCAGCAGGCUGGCGGAGCACCGCCCACCUCGGCUGCCGGUAGUUUGCCGCAUGGCACCUCCGUACAGAAGCUAACAUCCCGACCAGCUGCAGUGGCACCACCGCCACCGGCUCAUCCGCUGACACCCACCAGCACAGGAUGUGCAGGCAGCAACAACGGAACCAGCGAUAGCCUAGCCACCUUGUCAGUGGUCAAUUCGCACAUGGGCGUGGUGGGGCAACUUGGUCAUCCGGGCCUUAUGGCCCAUGCAAGUUCCGCCGGAGGAAUCGGUGUGGACAAGGCCACCAUAACGCCGGUUGUCAAGAGCUCUAGCGGAUCAUCGAAGAGCGGCGGUACGUCCAGUCACUCGACGGCCACGCCGCCGGAGACCAUUAUCUACAAUGUGCCAGUAGCGCAUCCGCAACGGGGUAUUCCACUACCGUCGCAGCACUCGGUACAUCCUGCCCAUCCGUCGCAUACACAGCAUCCGGCCCAUCCGCAGCAUUCGUCGCAUGGUCAGCAUCCGCAGCUGCAAGUGCCGGAACCGGAGCCGCAAACGUUGGACUUGAGCAUCAAGAAGCCGCCGCGCGAUGGUCACUCGCCGCACACGGGAGCCGGAGGAUCUAGCUCGUCUAGCUCUGGAUCGGGUGGACCGUCCUCCUCGGACCGACAUCAUGGCCCACCACCGCCGACCAUGUCGAUGAAGCACAUUGUACGCUCUGGUGGCAUGUAUCGCGGUGACACCGUAACCGUUCCUUCGCUGGCUGCACCCAGUUCGUAUCUGUAUCCCACACCGCCGCACGGAGUGGUCAAGGCCAUCGGCGGCGGUGGCGUGGUGCCCGGUGUGCUGCCCGGUGUGCCUGGCAGCGCACUGUAUCUUCAACCAGUCCCAGUGCCCGUACCCAUUUCGAUUUCCGGGCAAGGUCAGCUGCCGCCGAGAGCUGGACAACCGCCCCCGGCACAGCCUCCAUCCGGCAGGGGUGUGGCCAAGGCGCCACCCAAGCUGAGUCCCCAGCAGGCCCACCACUUGCAUCCCAGUCACGGACACUCGCCAUCGCAGCAGCAGCAACAGCAACAACAGGCGGCUGCAGCACAACAGCAAUUGCUGGUGAAGAGCGGCUCGAUCACCCAUGGAACACCGGCCAACAGUGCCCAGCAACAGAUCAUCGUGCAUGCACCAGCGACGGCAGCAGCAGCACCCUCCUCCCUGCUGAGUCCCAAGUUCGAUGGCCUGGUCAGGCAAACGACACCAGAGGGAGUGGGCUCGGGUGGACCCGGAGGAGCAAGUGGCAGCGGCAAGCAUGGCUCGAUAACGCAGGGCACACCGCUGCACAUGCCGCCGCAUCAUUUGGAGAGCAAGCGGCCAUACGAGAGCUACUACAAGAGCUCCCAGCGCCACAGUCCCGCCCAACAACCGGGUGGCAAUCAGCAAUUGCCGCCGCCGCCGCAGCAAUCGUCUCCACAGGCGCCACCGCCCCAGGGCUAUGGUGUGGGUGUGAGCUCCCCCUAUGCCCGGUCGCCGUUCGGCGGCGUGGUGGAGCAGCCGCAGGUGCUGAGCACGCGCCAAAUCGUGAUGCACGACUACAUAACCUCACAGCAGAUGCAGGGCCAGCAGCAGCAACAGCAGCAGCAACAGCGCAACAUGUCGCGCGGCAGCAGUGCCAGUGGCGGUGGAGGCGGCGGUGGUUCCGACAAGGAGUCGCCCUCGCCACGAAACAGUGUGGGCAGCGCUAGUGGCUUCGCCUACGGCGGCGACAAGGAAUCGGCACCACGAGGCCGACCGGAGUACUCCAGUCGUGCAUCGCCAGCCGAUCAUGCCAAUAGCACUCCGAGUCCGCAUCGCACGCCGCCGCCACAGCGCCAAGGCGUCAUCCAGAGGCACAACACGGGCUCCAAGCCACCAUCACCCGCUGCUCCGCCACCGAGCAGGAUGCACAUGCCGCCGUAUCAAUAUGCUCCAAGUGGUCACGAUGCAUUGGCCUCGUUUGUGGACGUGGCCGUGCAGCAGCCGCAGUUACCGGUGCCGUCGCAAAAGGAUGACAAGUCGCCGGGUGCCGCACCAGCGCCGGGACAAGUGCCCGGAUCUGGUCCACCACUUGGACCAUCGCCUCUGCCGCCCCACGCUGUGGUCGGCGUGGCCCAGCCACCGCCGCCGACCGCACACCACGAUCAGCGGUAUCGCGAUCUGACCCUGCACCACCAUACCCUGGUGCAGCAGCAGAUUGCGCAGCAACAGCAUUACCGUAGCCUCAAUGUGGCGGCCCAGGUCGAUAUGCAGCGGCAGAUGGAUCAGGCGAAACGUGUGCUGCGCCACCAGCAGCACCAGGCCCAGCAGCAGCACAACCAUGCCCUGGAGCGGGACAGGGAGAUGCAGGAACGGAUGCGUGAACGGGAUCGUGAGCGGGAAAGGGAGCGUGAGCAGCGGGAACGAGAGCGCGAACGAGAACGCGAGCGUGAACGUGAGCGCGAGCGACGUGAACAGGAUCGGGAGCGGCGUGUGGUGGCCGAAGAACGGGAGCGCGAUAGUCGGCGCAUGGAGCGCAUGUUCGCCGGCAAUGUGGUCACUGCAUCAGGUGGCGCCGGCGGCGGAGGACCAUCACCUGGCCAGUUUCUGCGGACUUCGGUUCCGGAAACUGGACCACCACGCUCAAUCCCAGAUCGCGAACGGGAAUCGUACUAUCGUCAGGCACAUGGCGGUCCAGCUCCAGAGGAUACGCCCGGGCAACUGAGCGCCCAGAGUCUGAUCGACGCCAUCAUCAAGCAUGAGAUCAAUCGUUCCAAUGAUGCCACCGCAGGCCCCAGUCGCGAGUUUCCGCGCCCAUCGUUCGUCCAUGCCCCGUUGCCACCACGUGGAUCCGGAUCGGGAGGCGGCACCGGCACUCGAUCCUCGCCAGCCAAUGUGCUCCAUCCGAUGUACCUGCGCGAUCUACGCCAGCCGCUCGAGGGCGGAGCGGGAUCAAUGCUUACGGCGGAGAACAAUGGCAAGCCCAGCUCGUCGGGAUCGCCCAGUGUGAUUAACAUUGAUUUAGAUCAGGAGCGCAUCUCAGCGGCAGCCGCAGCAGUUGCCCAGCAGCAGCAGCAGCAAGCUCCGCCUCCGUCGCAAUCGUCGCAGUCCAGAUCCGUGCACGGUCAGCUAAGGACACCGACCUCGCAGGCUGGCGGAUCAGCGCCCAGUCCCCAGCAGAUUCAUACAAAGAGCAUUACCUUCGGGGAACUAACCGAUUCGAUAAUUACCAAUGACUACGGCACCAAUCCACAUCUGCGGCCCACGCCACCUUUUAUGGCCUAUCUGCAGGAGACGCAGUCCAUCCUGCCGCCGGAUCGCUGGAAGCAGAACCGUCGCAUGCAACAGAAGGCCGAGGAAGCGAAGCACCAUUCCCAGCAGCAGCAGCAACACCAGCAGCAACAUCACGCCCAGCAGCAGCAGCAACACCAUGCCCAGCAACAUCAUCCGCAGAUGCCGGGCACUGGCUCGGGCUCGGCUCCAGGUGGAGCUGGUCAGGGCGGAGGAUCGGGCGGCCCGGGUAGCGGUGGUGGUGGCGCCGGCAGAGCCAGCACACCUGGCGAGGAUGGACGCAACAUAAUUCGAAUGCCCCAGGCGGUCAGUCCGCGAAAAUUCAAUCAUGAUAUAAUGCUACAUCAUGUGAUGGGAACGACGGGAGCGGGUGGAGAAGCAGGUCAGUUCUUCCUACCCAGCCGUGUCGUGCUGCCCGAGCAGAGAGGAACGCCUAGCGGUGGUGGUGGAGCACCUGGCGGCGGAGGUCCUGGAUCCGGAGGCGGUGCCACCACCAUUGACAACUAUGUGAAGACCCGCAUCGCUGAGGUGAUGCGCGACGACAUUGGUUAUGGAAAGAACCGGACUGUGGAGGUGCGAACAGAGGAUGAAGUAACCGCCGAUAUGGUGGCCCAUUCGCACGCCGCCGUCCAUGCUGCACAUGUGGCGCACGCGGCCCAUGUCGCCCAUGCCGCUGCUAUGGAGUUGCAGCACAGGAGUAAGGAACCACCGCCACCAGAGAUCAGUGUGUCACGUAAGACGCCCAACCAAUACGAGGUGGUAGAUGCCAGUGGGCGGCGCUCAGCUGGCAGUGGUUCAGUUUCGGUCUCCGUUUCGGGCGCCAAUAGCCACCAUUUGCCGUAUCACCCACCGGCGGCGGCCUACGCCCCCAGCACCUACGCCUUCCCCUACAGCGCCCUGAACGUGCCCGGUGCCGCCGGAGGAUUGCCGCCCCACCAACCGUUGCAGCUAGCCCACCAGGCGGUGGCACCACCUGGUGCCUUUGCCAAGGCCAAGGCUGCACAUGCCUUGAGUGAACUGGGUGCAGUCGGUGGCGGGGUGUCCUUGGUGGUGGGCGGCGGCUCUGGGGGAAUUGCAGGCGGACCAGGUGGUGUCUCAGUUGGAGGCGGUGGCCCGGGCGGCGGCGGACCAGGAAGCGGUGGCGGCGGCGGUGGCGGUCACAAUUCCAGCUCAUCGCAAGCGUCUGCUGCGGUGGCCGCUGCAGUUGCAGCGGCGGCCAGUGAGUCCAAGCCGCUGCUGUUGUCCAAGUACGACGCCCUCAGCGACGAAGAUUAGUUGUGACUGCCGGCGUCGUCA
Drosophila mauritiana is the source of this 11981-nucleotide messenger RNA. RefSeq lists its product as uncharacterized. The record is from RefSeq and is a predicted model, not a curated record. Lineage: Eukaryota; Metazoa; Arthropoda; Insecta; Diptera; Drosophilidae. The coding region runs from base 1320 to 11960 and encodes 3546 amino acids. Gene Ontology annotation, biological process: regulation of transcription by RNA polymerase II. The transcript has 10 exons.